This is a messenger RNA of Truncatella angustata, 1905 nucleotides long. RefSeq names its product P-loop containing nucleoside triphosphate hydrolase protein. The coding region runs from base 1 to 1905 and encodes 634 amino acids. Gene Ontology annotation, molecular function: translation elongation factor activity; GTPase activity; GTP binding. The transcript is spliced from 2 exons. NCBI's taxonomy places the organism in Eukaryota, Fungi, Ascomycota, Sordariomycetes, Amphisphaeriales, Sporocadaceae. Gene Ontology annotation, biological process: translational elongation. The record is from RefSeq and is a predicted model, not a curated record.
AUGAGUAAAGCAACGAAACAGUUGCCACACGAGCGCCGGAAGGGCGAAGCGGCCCUCAGCGAGUUCGCCGAAUUUGUCGAGAAGCAACAGGCCCUGCGAUAUCCCGCCUCCAAGCCCACCAAUAACAAUGCAACUGCUGAGGAGCACCACGAGGAGCUGGACAUUCUCGACUCGUUAAAUCUUGAAGACUCCGAGCCACAAGUACCGCUACGCGACCUGCUUCUAUCCGAGCGCGACGAGAACCUGGACAAGUUGGUACAUAUCAUCGAUGAACGGUUACAAGAGGGCCAUGGUGAAGCUGUGUUCGACGUCGGGUUCGAGAACAAUGGCGAAUCUAUGCGCUUGACGAAACCAGACUGGGAGAAGGCUCUGACCCGACUAAAACAAGCUGCGAAAAGGCUACGAGCAGACUGCGAUAUCCUGCUGACCAAAAAUAUUGGCGGUGAGAAGGAGGCCGAGUCCGUAGCAACCGGGAAGGACAAGGACAAAGACUGCAGUGGGAAGGUGUUGAUACGGCAGGCCCCUCCAACGGCAGAGAACGUUAUCGAGACCCGGAUAGCAGUUGUCGGAAACGUCGAUGCUGGGAAAAGCUCAAUGCUGGGUGUCCUUGUCAAGGGUGACCUAGACGAUGGACGAGGGAAAGCUCGUGUCAAUCUCUUCCGGCAUAAGCACGAAAUCGAGACGGGCCGUACCAGUUCCGUUGGCAUGGAGAUUAUGGGGUUCGACACAAUGGGCAAUACCAUCACAUCUGACACUCCCGGCCGGAAACUGUCUUGGGAGGAAAUUGGCAAACGCAGUGCCAAAGUCAUCACUUUCACUGAUUUGGCUGGCCAUGAAAAAUACCUGCGCACUACAGUCUUUGGCUUGCUUUCCAGCAGUCCCAAUUAUUGCUUGCUCAUGGUUGCUGCCAACAAUGGCUUGAUCGGCAUGAGCAAAGAGCAUCUCGGCAUUGCCUUGGCCUUGAACGUCCCUGUCAUGGUCGUCAUCACCAAAAUAGAUAUCUGUCCACCGAAUAUUUUGGAGCAGACUAUCCAGCAGAUCACCAAAAUUCUCAAAUCCCCCGGAGCCCGGAAAAUCCCAAUAUUCAUCCGAGACCGUGAAGAGUGCAUCAACACCGCUACACAGUUCGUCAGUCAAAGAAUUUGUCCCAUAUUCCAGGUGUCCAACGUCACCGGAGAAAACCUUAACCUAGUGCGGACCUUCCUGAAUAUAUUGCCUCAUCAUGGUCGUUAUGACGCGGACGCCGAUUUUGAAUUUGCUAUAAACGACACCUUCUCAGUACCUUUCGUUGGCACUGUUGUUAGUGGAAUCAUCAAAUCGGGAGUCCUGCACGCCGGUGAUAAUGUCUGGAUCGGCCCUGACAGUAAUGGCAACUUCACAGCCACCAAUGUGCGAUCGAUUCAAAGAAAACGUCUAGAUGUUCCUGCUGCGUCGGCUGGCCAGUCUGCUAGUUUUGCACUCAGAAAAGUACGGCGAAAGGAUGUACGUAAAGGAAUGGUAGUUUUGCCGAAGGUGGAGGGCGUGCCGCCUCCAAAAGUUACACAAGAGUUUGUUGCCGAGGUCCUAAUCUUGUCCCACGCGACCACCAUUAAAACAAAGUACCAAGCCAUGUUACAUGUUGGCCCAGUUGCACAGACUUGUGCUAUAAUCGAUAUUGAUAGGCCAUUUAUCCGAACUGGAGAUCGUGCGACGGUUGCUUUUCGCUUUACCGCACGGCCAGAAUAUCUCGUCGAGGGUGAUCGCCUGCUCUUCCGUGAAGGUCGCACCAAAGGGCUUGGCAUUGUCAAAUCAGUCGGGUACGACCAUUCAAAACCGCUGUCUGGCAAGCCGGCAGAUGGAGGUGGUAAUGGAGAACAGAACAAUGGGCAAGCUGCACCUGGUGCUGAGGUCCAUGUAGGGGCAUGA